Messenger RNA from Canariomyces notabilis, 2520 nucleotides. RefSeq lists its product as uncharacterized. Lineage: Eukaryota; Fungi; Ascomycota; Sordariomycetes; Sordariales; Chaetomiaceae. The transcript is spliced from 3 exons. Gene Ontology annotation, molecular function: nucleic acid binding. The record is from RefSeq and is a predicted model, not a curated record. Gene Ontology annotation, cellular component: nucleus. Bases 218 to 2302 code for a protein of 694 amino acids.
GAGAAUUCAUCAGCAAUACAUGCUCAGGCAUCCAUAGAGGCACUGCAUCACAGCAAAUGCCCUUGUUUCAAAGUCAAGAAAUCGGGCACUGAAGCAACAGGAAUUUUUUCCGUGCUACACAUGUAACCCGCGUUCUAUAUCCCCAUCACGCAAUCCCCGGUCUUGUCGAACCCCUGUGCUGCCGUCCCUCGGCCGUUUGCAAGGCGUUCUCAACAACAUGCCUGGCAAACGCCCUAAGAGGCCGUUUGCUGGCUCGAACACUGCCCGCGGUAAAUCUGGAAAGAUGGCUCAAGGCACAUUGGAUUCUUGGGUUUCCCAAAAUCUCUCUCUGGAAGGUCCUUCAAAUGCAUUUUCCAUGAGAGACGAGGCCAGGAAUACAGCAUCACAUCAGUCAAUCGCGGCUUGGAGUCCCGGUGGCAUCAAGCUCAGACAGAAACCUGUCGCUUUCGUGAGUGCCGGCUGGAUCGAGCCUCUCAAAGAUUCGAAGCUCCUCGAUCCCUCGGACGAGGCCAAUGUCGAGGAGCCCGCUGAUGGCGACAAUGCCCCAGUGAUGGGAGAAGCCACCGUGCGGACUAUCGAGCUCACGGAUGUUGUGGCGACUGUCGGACAAGAGAAUGAAAAUCCCUCCGGUACAGGGGACUCAAUUCCUCAGGAGCAAUCUAUUGACGAUCCAAGCCAAGCUCUAGACCUCCGAGACGUCGACGCAGAGGACCUCUUUUUCUACGAUCUCGUAGGCAAUAAAGCAAUGGAUAGCCCUCCUGCUUCUCCGCCUAAGAUCCCAAACCCCAAGUCCUCGGUUGGGGGAUCUGACUCAAGCGAGGAAGUUAUUCUCUUCAAAGGCCGCUCCGGAAAGGCUCGCGGAACCGUUAAGAAACGCGAGGGCUCUCAACAUAAUACCCGGAUGCACCCUUCCGUGACCUCGAAGUCCAAGGCCCCUGCUACAGCUCCAAUUGUACCAGCUGCUAAGACAGUUGCACCACCCAAUUCUGUUUCACGGCAACACGAAAAGAAGCGCGGCCUUCCCAUACCCGUGGAAUCCGCAGAAGACGGCGAAGAAGAUGAGGAUGCUGAAGAUGCUAUUUUGGCUGACUAUAUUGCCAAUAUGCUUGCAAAUUCAGAAGAUGAUUUUGUCACCCAUCAGCUCCAGUCAUACUCUGGCCAUAGGGACCUCGGGGGCGAUGACGAUGCUUUCAACUUCGGAUCGGCCGACGAGGAGAGACUACCAUAUCACAGCGGCUCGUUGAACAACGAAGGGACGGAUUCCGAGGAUCUUGACACUAGUGAUGUUGAAGAAGACGAGCCUGAGGGCGAAGAGGAGCAGGACAUGGCCGCGGACAUGGACGAUGAAGAACUCGCCCGACUUUUCGCUAAACAAGAGGAACUGGGUAUUGGCGGCGACGAGCUGAUCCUAGCCUCUGCCGGCUCGUAUGCUAAAGCCGAAGGUAAAAGGGCGCGCAGGAACCUGCCCGCUGCAGCAGGCUCUAAGAAAUUUCUCAACGGGUUUGCCAACGCUACCUCAGUUGCCGAUGCCUUUGAUGAUCUGAAUAUCGGUCAGCCGGCCCGCAGACGGAAAACCAAGCAACCCCCCAACUUCAACGUGUCCGAUUCGGAGAUCGACGCGGCGUUGAAAAUGGCGUGGCGACGGGACAGAGAGCGGAAGAAGAAGCGCAAGAUGGACCGCGAAGCUCUCCGUGCCCAGGGACUGCUGGGCAAGAAUGUCAACCCAGACGACAUGCGCAUCCGGUACCCUUCAGCAAUGACCCUGGAUGAUUUCAAGACCGAGAUAGCUUCAUUUCUUAUUGGCACAGAGGAACGUCUUGAAUUCCCUCCCCUCGACAAGCACGCGCGCAAGAUUCUCCACCUACUUGCCAGCAAAUUCAACAUCAAGUCGCAGUCCACCGGCAGCGGCGUGCAGCGCCGUCCCGUGCUCUACAGGACAAACCGCACCGUUCGCUACAGCGAAACCCGGGUGGGAGAUGUAACCAGCCACGUUGAGGCUGCCGCGGUGCAGAUUCGUCGCAAGUAUUUCCACCGCGUCGAUCUUUCCACUCCUGUGAAGAGGGCCAGCGGAUCGGCGAGCGGAAGACCAGAGGCUAGCAGGACGGGCAUCAAGGCGCUGAGACUCCGUGAAGGUGAGAUCGUGGGAGCGUCGGUGCCGGAGCUGGGCCAGGAUAACAAGGGUCGGGCAAUGUUGGAGAAGAUGGGUUGGAGUAAGGGAAUGGCGCUUGGCGCCAUGGACAAUAAGGGCAUCCUGGAGCCUGUGGCACAGGUUGUGAAGCAUUCCAAGGCCGGGCUGGGAUAAUCAUGGUGCAACGCGUCAAGCAGAGCACUGUGAUCGUGCAGAUUUCCGCGUUCCGGUGCCCCAACUGUACGCAUAUUGUUGAAAUCCAACUCGUGGCUUCGGCGGGAUAUGUUGUCGACUGCGCAUUUUCUCCAAGAUUAACUAGAUGUGACUCAACAUCCUACUCAGCGCAAACCGAAGAGCGCCCGGAAACCAAGUCAUCUGUCAAUCCUCGCACU